This is a messenger RNA of Vigna umbellata (rice bean), 1019 nucleotides long. Its product is annotated as putative WRKY transcription factor 70. Gene Ontology annotation, biological process: regulation of DNA-templated transcription. The record is from RefSeq and is a predicted model, not a curated record. Lineage: Eukaryota; Viridiplantae; Streptophyta; Magnoliopsida; Fabales; Fabaceae. Gene Ontology annotation, molecular function: DNA-binding transcription factor activity; sequence-specific DNA binding.
UACUGAACAUGAAUAACAUGGUUUGUGCUGAAACUGAGAGUGUCUCAGCAGAGAAGAAGAGAGAGAUAAUGGAAGAAAUUAGUAAGGGUAAAAAAGCAGCUAUUGAGCUAAAGAUUCUGCUUCAGAAACCCUCUGGGAGUGAACCCUUUCUCUCUUAUCACCAACUCCUGGCCAGUGUCCUCACAUCUUUCACACAAUCUCUUUCUAUUAUUUGCUCUUCUUCUUCACAACCCAGUUCAGCAGAUGGGCUGCCUCAUCGGAAUCUUCUGAAUCCUACCGAAUAUAGCUCGCCGGUGACCGCUUCCGGCAAUGAUCCGACGUCUGGACAUUGCAGUGAGAAGAGAUCCCAAAAGGGUGGGAGAGGUCGCUACAAUAGAUGCAAGGGUGCACCGAGAAAGAUCGUACUGUCUUGCACCACUGAUGAUAAGUAUGCAUGGAGGAAGUAUGGACAAAAAGGAAUCCUGAAUUAUGAAUUUCCAAGGAGUUACUUCAGGUGCAGUCACAAGCAUGAUCAAGGUUGUAAAGCGACCAGACAGGUGCAACUGGAACAAGACAAUCCACGUACGUAUCGAAUUACGUACAUCGGUCUUCACACAUGCUAUGACAUUCCUAAAGUUACACACAAAACCACAGAUUUUUCCACUGGAGAAUCACAUCUUCUGCAUUCUGAUCGUAGCUCCAAUGUAAAGGAUGAUCUCAUUAGCUCACCAAACUUAGCUAUAAAACCAGUUUUUCCCAAAGAAACUUACACAUCAAGUGAUCUUACUGAUCACAAGUUAUUAGAUUCUAGCAUGUGGUUAGAAUAUUGGAAGGAAUCUGAACCAUUCAACUCUACCAUUAUGCCCUCAAGGAAGGAAUUUGAUAACAGUGCAGAUAAUGCAUAUUCAUGUGCAGACAUUCAAAAUCUGGACAUGGAUUUUGGUGGGCUGGCAUCUGUUCUUUCCGACACUCACUUUCACUUUGAUGCAGAUCAGUUCUUUUAGUGCUAUGGUUGUUGGUUUAUUUGCUUUGUUGUUGGG